AUGACUUCUCCCCAGGAGCUGGUCCAACUGGACAAUUUCCAGGACAUCUUCCAACUUAAGGGCAAGAUCGCCGUGGUGACGGGCGGAUCGCGAGGUCUGGGUCUACAGACGGCGAGCGGCUUUCUGCAAGCCGGCUGCUCCAAGGUCUAUCUGGUGGCGAGAACGGCAGGGGACCUGACGGCGGCCGCCGACGCGCUCAACGGCCUGUCAGCGCCUAGCAGAGCUGCCGACUUCAAGGCCAUCCCGAUCGUGGCCGACAUCUCGACCUACUCCGGGUGCAUUCAGAUGGCCGAGGAGAUUGCAAAGACGACCGACCACAUCGACAUCCUGAUCGCCAACGCCGGGGCCACCUUUAUCGGCAAGUUCGACGAUUACAAGGCCGACGACUUCGCCAACGUCAUGAACGUCAACGUCAACAGUGUCUUCUUCUCGACUCAGAAAUUGACUCCGCUUCUGGAGGCUGGAGGCACCGUGCAAGAUCCUUCUCGGGUCAUCAUGGUCUCGUCGGUGGCCGGCGUCGUCAUUGGGGACGUGGGUGAUCAUGGCACUUACGCCUAUGCAGCGUCCAAGGCGGCCGUGGUUCACCUGAUGCACAACUUGGCCGUCGAGCUGGGCCCGAGACACAUCACCGUCAACGUCGUCGCUCCCGGCAUCAUCCCGACCAAGAUGAGUGGCCCUCUGAUGGCCCGCCACGGUGGGCUGGAAGCCGUGGCCAAGCAGGUUCCGGACCAGAAACUAGGCUCCAAGGAGGAUGUUGCCGGUACCAUGGUCUUCCUGUCGAGUAGGGCGGCUCGUCACAUCAACGGUGCCACCAUCGUCCUGGACGGAGGGAGCUUCUUGGUCCGAGGAUGCGCCUAG
Messenger RNA from Capronia epimyces CBS 606.96, 858 nucleotides. RefSeq lists its product as uncharacterized. The transcript has 4 exons. The coding region runs from base 1 to 858 and encodes 285 amino acids. The record is from RefSeq and is a predicted model, not a curated record. NCBI's taxonomy places the organism in Eukaryota, Fungi, Ascomycota, Eurotiomycetes, Chaetothyriales, Herpotrichiellaceae. Gene Ontology annotation, molecular function: oxidoreductase activity.